Letharia columbiana is the source of this 1767-nucleotide messenger RNA. RefSeq lists its product as uncharacterized. The transcript is spliced from 2 exons. The coding region runs from base 1 to 1767 and encodes 588 amino acids. NCBI's taxonomy places the organism in Eukaryota, Fungi, Ascomycota, Lecanoromycetes, Lecanorales, Parmeliaceae. The record is from RefSeq and is a predicted model, not a curated record. Gene Ontology annotation, cellular component: perinuclear region of cytoplasm. Gene Ontology annotation, biological process: intracellular calcium ion homeostasis.
AUGGCAUCUCACUCCUUGGCAAUUGCCAAAGCAUCAUUAGCAGCUGGCAUGAUCAGACCGGAUCCGACAUCAGUUCCCAAAUUGGAAAUUGCUCGCUUUCACACUCUCCUUGAGGCUGUGCUAAGGCAAUGCUCUUCGGCAAACAUCCAGCUGUGUAAAGAUUGGCUACUGAAGAACAUCAUACCAUCUGCUGCCCGGACCACCGCCAUUGGGAAAUACCUCGUUGCGCUUUCCCUGUCAUUUGCGAAGGCCGCAUAUGGAGAUGAUCAGAAGCCAGCCAGGGAGACGGCUCCGUCCGCACCGCGAAGACAGCUUCAUGUCUUGUAUCUAUUGAACGAUUUGCUUCAUCACACCAAAUACCAUAUCGAGUCGCCUUCCGCAUAUUCUAUAAUGAAUGAAAAUUUCCAGUCUUGUCUUGUGGAUUUGUUCGGAGCUGCAUCUGCCUACAGCUUGAAGGUGUACGUCAAGCAACACAAAUGUAUUACAGAUCUCCUCGAUAUUUGGGAAGGGCAGGGCUACUACCAGUCUUCAUACAUUCAGAAACUAAGAGACACAGCCUCCGCCGCUUCCAAAGUUGGCCACGCGAACACGGACGAGGAUACAAAACUCUCGGGAGAGGCCUUGAGCGAGGAGAGAAAAGAUGCACCUUAUAUUCUUCCACCUUCCCAUGGCGAUCCUCUGACCCCGUUCUAUGACUUACCUGCUGGUAACAUGAUGCCUCAUGUCAUGCCGAACUCAGCCAGAGCCGUCAACCCUCAGCUUGUGAAAGCACUGCAGUUUACAGCAGGACCAGCAGAUGAGAAUCUGGUGAAAGCGGUGAAGGACUUUUUGAAAAACGUGGAUUCGCUAGAUGCACAUGGCUUUGAAGGUCGACAAGAUGAUAUGGAUAUCGAUGAGUUGGGUCAGUCAGUCUUGGGCGACGAGGUCACAGGGAACAUUUUGGAGGGCGAGGGAUACUAUGGGUGGUCCAAAGCAUUUUGUGAGAAAAUGAAGAAGAGAGGAGUAGGCCUUGGAGAUAUUGGAAAGAUUAUGGGGCGUGCUGGAAGCAUCGACAGAAGUUUGAGUCCCCGCAAGAGGAGAAGAUACAGCGAUGCUGGCAGCAGCAGGAGCCGGGACAGGACCAUGGACAGAAGUCGGUCGAGUUCAUUGUCAUCAGAUCAAGGUUCGAGGCGUCGGGAUAGCCAGCGACCAUCUUCAAAGUCAAGAAAUUUAUCAAGAGAGCGAAGACGAUACCGCAGCCUGCGCAGCCGCUCCCGAUCAAGAUCUCCGCCGUACUCACCGCCGCAGACGGUUUCAGUCUUUCAAAGACCACCGCCGCCAGCAAGUCCACAGCCCAUGCAACAAACACAGGCUCGAAGGCCUUCCCCACCAUCUUCCAUGCCUUUCCAACACCCAUUCUCGAAAGGUUUCCCACUCGGUCCUGGAGCGGUUCCUAUUCCUCCUCCGCCACCUCCUAACUAUCACGGUCCGUGGCCACCACCACCACCACCCAUGCCGAACCUCAACAGAGUGAACGCGGUGCCGGCGCCGGCCCCACCAACAGGCCCCAAGAUAGGUCAAAAUCACGGUGCAGCUGCAACUCAACGAGGCUCCCACUCCGGCCUUCAAAGCCAAGCGCCGCAGAACUUUGGCGGCUGGGGUCAGCAGCAAUUAGGCCAUGUCAGUGAAUUUCCUUAUGGGGACCGUGGUGGCACACAGCAGCCAUUCAAUGGAAAUAUUCAGAACAGUAGGGGCCGAGGAUAUGGCCGAGGAGGAUGGACCAGGUAG